UACAGCACUCACUUCACGGACCUGCUGGAUGAUUUGUCCCAGGAGGCUUUGCUCGGGCAGCUGUUGAGCGACCCGUUUCUGUCGGGCCGUGGAGAUGCGAUGGACACUGAGGAGGAGCUGACCCGUGCGUCUCCAGUGCCACCACACAUCCAGGCUGAACACAGUUACUCUCUGUGCGGAGACUCACGCCCACAGUCGCCGCUCUCUCAUUUGCCUGGAGAACCCGGCAGCGACGCUGCUGAUUCAGAGUCAGACGAGUGGCCAAUGGAGCAGGAGGAUAAAGGAAUAAAGAUGGAGCCUCUACUCUGUGUCCCGCUGCCUGCUCUGACCCUCACAGUGACCCCUGCAGGCUCUGCCCCUGAGCCUGUGAUUGACAGCUGUGAUUCCGCCCAAUCCCUGAGUCUCCCUCAGGUGAAGGAGGACAGCAACAGUCCACAGAUUAAACUGGAGCCCCAUGAAGUCGAUCAGUUCUUGAACCUCUCGCCUAAAGGUCUGGAGUGUCUUCAGAUGCCACCAACUCCUCCCAGCUCAGUGGGAAGUGAUUCGGAGGGCAGUCAGAGUCCCGUUCACCCCUGCGCUCCUGCCAGUCCCACACAGACCCCCGCUGUCCUCAAGGUGGCGCCGCGAGCCCCUUCAUCUCUGUCCAGCUCUCCCCUGCUGACCGCUCCACAUAAACUGCAGGGCUCUGGUCCCCUUUUAUUGACCGAGGAGGAGAAAAGGACCCUCAUUGCUGAAGGAUACCCCGUGCCCACCAAACUGCCCCUGUCCAAGGCUGAGGAGAAAGCACUGAAGAAGAUCCGCAGAAAGAUCAAGAACAAGAUUUCAGCACAGGAGAGUCGCAGGAAAAAGAAAGAGUAUGUGGAUGCCUUAGAGAAGAAGGUGGAGACGUGCUCUAACGAGAACCACGAGUUACGCAGGAAAGUGGAAAACCUGGAGUGCACUAACAAGUCUCUGCUGCAGCAGCUGCACUCUCUGCAGGCGGUGGUGGCAGGAAAGGUCCCGCGGUCCUGCAGGGUGACGGGCACCCAGACCUCCACGUGCCUCAUGGUGGUGGUUCUGUGUUUUUCGCUCUUCUUGGGGAGCUUCUAUCCAGGCCUGAGCCCAUGCUCCUCCAUCACCAAAGCAGAUCUGAGCAGAGAGAUCUCCAUACACGACUCCUACACCACCACAGUGAAGUCCCGGAGCCUGUUGUCCAUUCAGGAGCCCGGGGGUCUGGACGAGCCUCACCCCAUCGGUCUGGGAGGUGAAUAUCCAGAAUGGGAUCGUCAGGCUGACGUAAUGGCAGCCUGGCGCUUCGAGCAGCAGCACAAGGAAGAAGAGGCGGAGCUACACAAAGCAGAGCACCGCCCACUUUUACUCAGCACCAAUGAAACACAUGCGCAAAAAGCCAUUCUCAUAGACCUCCACACGCACAGGUCAAAUGAGACAGCAAAAGUCAUACAGUUGGACAGGACUGUCAACGAGACGUCAUGAGAUUAAGAUCUACUGCGCUGGGGCGAUAGGCUCUGUAUUUAUAGACAUGCUUUAUAAAAGAUAGUUCACCUCAAAAAGUUAAAAUGCAGAGGAGAAUAUUUACAAAAUGUUUAUGAUGGAAACCAGCAGCCAUUGACUUCUAUUGUAAAAAUGCUAUUGUACUUAAUAGCUAGCAAAUUCUAACAUUCUUCAGUAUGUUUCUUUUUUUUUUACGUUCAACAGAAACUCGAACACAAGUAUAAUCAAUAAAUGAGUCGUUUUUGGGUGAACUAUCUCUUUAAUUAUUAUUUUACUUAGUCCUUUUUUAUUUAAUAAACCAGAAAAAUAAAUAGAGCUGGGCAAAGAUUAAUUGCAUCCAAAAUGAAAGUUUGUUUUGACUUAAUAUAUGCGUGUGCUAGGUAUAUAUUUGAGAAUUUUUAAAAAUGUUAAUUUUACAGUGGAUGAGAGAGCUUAACGUGCUGCAAUUUAAGAAAGUAGAUGCACUUACAAAUAAUGCUAGCAAAUUAAGAAAAGUUCAUUGGUUUGACAGCACACGUGCCGCAAAUCCUCACAAUGCAUAUAGACAUAAAAAAAGUGCUGCGUGUUCUCACAACGCAGACAAAUGAAGUAAACACGCUACAAAUUUUCACAACGCAAACAAAUUAAUAAAAUGUGCUACAUUUCCUCACAACACAAACAAAUCAAGAAAAUGCGCUACAUCUUCGCACAACACAAACUAAUUAAGAAAAUGCUCUGCACUCUCGCAACGCAAACAAAUUAAGAAAACGCGCUACAUUUUUUCUCAAGGCAAACAAAUGAAGUAAAGGCACUACAUUUUCUCACAACGCAAACUAAAUAAACGUGCUACAAUUUUUUACAACGCAAACAAAUUAAUAAAACAGCUACAUUGUCUUGCAACGCAAACAAAUGAAGAAAAUUUGCUACAUUUUCUCACAACGCAAACAAAUCAGGAAAGCGUGCUACAUCUUCACACAAUGCGAACAAAUUAAGAAAACGCACUGCAUUUUUUCACAACGCAAACUAAUUAAAAAAAUGUCUGCACUUUCUCUAAACGCAAAAAAAUUAAGAAAGCGUGCAACAUUUUCUCAAAACGCAAACAAAUGAAGAAAACACUACAUUUUCACAAAACGCAAACUAAUUAAAAAAGGUCUGCACUUUCUCAAAACGCAAACAAACUAAGAAAACGUGCUACAUUUUUUCACAAGGCAAACAAAUUUAAAAAUGCUCUGCAUUUUCUCACAACACAAACAAAUGAAGAAAACGCGCUACAUUUUGUCAAAAUGCAAACAAAUGUAAAAAAUGUCUGCACUUUCUCAAAACACAAACAAAUGAAGAAAACGCGCUACAUUUUUUCACAACGCAAACAAAUUGUAAAACGGUACAUUUUCUCACAGCACAAACAAAUUAAGAAAACGCUAUAUUUUCUCAAAAUGCAAUCACAUUGCAAAAAUGCAAAUAUGUUUUCACACAACGCAAACAAAGUAAGAAAACGCUGACUUUUUCCACAACACAAACAAAUUACGAAAAAGCGAUGCAUUUUCACACAACGCAAACAAUUUAAGAAAAUGCGCUACAUUUUCUCUCACAUUUUAUUUGUUUGUGUUGUGGGAAAAUUGAUUAAGAUUAAUUUAAAUUAAAAUUUUAAAUUUAAUUGAAAAUUAAUUGCUAUUCUUAAUUUGCUAGUGUUUUUGUAAUUGCAUAUGUUUUUCUAAAUUGCAGCACAUUAAGCCUUACCAGCCACGGUAUAAAUGGAUAUAAAAUAUAUAUGUAUAUGAUACAAAUUAUAUGUUAACGGAAAAUAUCUAUGCAACAAAACAGUAUUGAUUGUAUGUAUGUUUGUCAAUCACAUAUACAUAACAAAUAUAUAUAAUUCACACACAUUAAAACAAUUAUUGUAUUGUAUUAAAACAAACUUCUAUUUUGGAUGUGAUUAAUUACGACUAAUCUUUGCCCAGCACAAAAAAAAAAGACAAAUAUAUUUUUACUCCAUUCCAUAGUCCAUUUUGAUACUUCAUAUACACUGUUCUUUUUAUAUAUUAACAUAUACCUUGAUUUAUUUCUUUUAAGGUUUUCAUUAUUUUUAAUUAUUUGCCUGUUUGCCCCAUGCUACUGAGGAUAUGUGUGGUAAUAUAUGAAAUCUGUCUGUCGUAUGUAGCAUGUCAAUCAAAAUCCAAAGAUGAAAACAAUUGGCUAAAAGCCCUCUGUUUACAGUACAAACUUGUCUGAAUAUGUAAAUAUUUGCGCCGUUGUAAGUAUGUUGGGAGAGAAACGAAUUGUGUGAUUGAGAUGUUGGUCAAAAAAGAGCCACAAUAUGGACGUGACAUGAAAAGGAACGGAUGCUCUCCAGCCCGCGCUCCCUUUUUUAUUCGGUUUAAGGUCUUUAAAGGACAGAUGGCCCUUUUUGUCCUCAUCUGGCCACCAUCCAAACCCCCGUCUGCGCUCUUUUGGGAGUAAAAGACGCUCGCUGAAAAAUCUGGUGUUCGCUGGGCCAGAUAUGAACGCUUUUGACAAGCCAUGUGCAUCCCAACUCACUUGCACUGCGUCCCCCAUUGAACUGUUAUUUAUUACUUCUUUUUUUUUUUAAGCAUGCCUGCAAUACUUCUUCAGUCCUGCAAACAAGAGCAUUUUGAAGGAGGUGGAUUGGUCCUGAUGUGACACAUUUGUCAGUGUUUAAUGAUGUGUUUUUUGCUCUUAUAAGAUGCAGUGUGUCUUAAUUACGUUACAUUUUCAUUGCGUCACAGUUUCGGGCUCUUAAAAUGAUCUUCCUGAAAUCACUCUGCCUUGUUUUGUUUUUUUUUGUCCUGUUUUCUGCAAAGCAAAUAAAUAUUUUCCUUAGUAAAAGCAUUGUAAAUCACGUCUCCGAGCUGUCAUUUUGAUGCUUUUUCUACAUUGUUAUUUUAAUUUAGCCAAAUUAACAUGAUUAGCAGCCAUACGUAUUCAUUUUAUGUUACCUGUAUGAGUGAUUUUUAACUCUAAAAGUGAAUUGCAUUCAAGCUCAAAUAAAUUUUUAACAUUCUGCUGGAGUAAAUCUCCUUUCCUAGCUAUAUUUUAAUGCGUCUUCUACAUUAUUAUUUAAAUUUAUCCAUAUUUACAUGAUUAGGAGUCAUAUGUCUUAAUUUUAUGUUGCCUGCAUGGGUUUUUUUAGCUCUAAAAGUGAAUUAUUUGAGCUAAAAAAAAAAAUCUUUUAACAUACUUCUGGAGUAAAUCAUAUCUCCGAGCUGUCAUUUCAAUGCUUCUUAAACUGUAUUAUUUUAAUUUAGCCAUAUUUACAUGAUUUAGAGUCAUACGUAUUCAUUUUAUAUUACCUGUAUGUUGUUUUUAACUUUAAAAGUGAUAUACAUUUGAGCUGAACAAAAUCUUUAAUGUUUUGCUGGAGUAAAUCACAUCUCCUAGCUGUCGUUUUUGAUACUUCUUCUACAAUAGUAUUUAACUUUAGCUGUAUUUACAUGAUUGAAGUCAUGUGUAUUAAUUUUAUGUUGCGUGUAUGUUGUUUUUAUUAACUCUAAAAGUGAAUUAUUUUAACUAAACUUUUUUUUUACUGUUCUGCUGGAGUAAAUCACAUCUCUUUGCUGUUAUUUUGAUGCUUUUUCUACAUUGUUAUUUUAUUUUAUCCAUAUUUACAUGAUUAGGAGUCAUACGUAUUAAUUUUAUGUUGCCUGCAUGGGUUUUUUAGCUCUAAAAGUGAAUUAUUUGAGCUAAAAAAAAGAUCUUUUAACGUACUUCUGGAGUAAAUCAUAUCUCCGAGCUGUCAUUUCAAUGCUUCUUAAACUGUAUUAUUUUAAUUUAGCCAUAUUUACAUGAUUUAGAGUCAUACGUAUUCAUUUUAUAUUACCUGUAUGUUGUUUUUAACUUUAAAAGUGAUAUACAUUUGAGCUGAACAAAAUCUUUAAUGUUUUGCUGGAGUAAAUCACAUCUCCUAGCUGUCGUUUUUGAUACUUCUUCUACAUUAGUAUUUAACUUUAGCUGUAUUUACAUGAUUAAAGUCAUGUGUAUUAAUUUUAUGUUGCGUGUAUGUUGUUUUUUUUAACUCUAAAAGUGAAUUAUUUUAACUAAACUUUUUUUUACUGUUCUGCUGGAGUAAAUCACAUCUCUUUGCUAUUAUUUUGAUGCUUUUUCUACAUUGUUAUUUUAUUUUAUCCAUAUUUACAUGAUUAGGAGUCAUACGUAUUAAUUUUAUGUUGCCUGCAUGGGUUUUUUAGCUCUAAAAGUGAAUUAUUUGAGCUAAAAAAAAGAUCUUUUAACGUACUUCUGGAGUAAAUCAUAUCUCCGAGCUGUCAUUUCAAUGCUUCUUAAACUGUAUUAUUUUAAUUUAGCCAUAUUUACAUGAUUUAGAGUCAUACGUAUUCAUUUUAUAUUACCUGUAUGUUGUUUUUAACUUUAAAAGUGAUAUACAUUUGAGCUGAACAAAAUCUUUAAUGUUUUGCUGGAGUAAAUCACAUCUCCUAGCUGUCGUUUUUCUAUACUUCUUCUACAUUAGUAUUUAACUUUAGCUGUAUUUACAUGAUUAAAGUCAUGUGUAUUAAUUUUA
Danio rerio (zebrafish) is the source of this 6001-nucleotide messenger RNA. Lineage: Eukaryota; Metazoa; Chordata; Actinopteri; Cypriniformes; Danionidae. The record is from RefSeq and is a predicted model, not a curated record.